This is a messenger RNA of Adineta steineri, 1176 nucleotides long. Lineage: Eukaryota; Metazoa; Rotifera; Eurotatoria; Adinetida; Adinetidae. The record is from the annotation of a GenBank genome assembly.
AUGAGUAUUAAUGAAACUAAUACAAACGGAACAUCAGAUAGUACAAACGAUGCAGCACAAAUGCUUCUUCGUUUAUCUAUUUGGUCAUUACGUAUUGUAUGUCCAUUCAUUAUAUUUUUUUGUCCAAUUUCAAAUUGGGCAUGUAUAAAAAUAUUUCAAUCUCGUAUCUAUGCUCGAUCAUCAUCAAAAUGGUAUUUUAUAUUUAUAGCUAUAUUCGAUACAAUUUACGUUGUUGUUACAGCAUCACUUUUAUUAUUACUAACAUUAGAAAUUUAUAUUCUUAAUAUGCAUGUUUUAUCAUGUAAAAUAAUAAUUUUUUUAAAUUAUUUAUCUUGUCAAAUCUCAGCUGGUUUAUUAGCAUGUUUAUCUAUUGAUCGUCUUGUUGCUACAUCAUGUAUAUCAAUGUAUCGUCAAAAUUGUACAACAAAUUUAUCAAAAAAUGUUUGUUUUGCUGUUAUAAUUAUUUUUUCAAUUGUUAAUUCACAUUAUUUAUUUGGUUAUACAAUUGGUCCAAAAGGUGGAUGUAGUCCAAGACAUUAUAAUUGUGUUUGUCAAAAUAAAACAAAUAUGAAAAAAAAAUAUGAUAUGAAAAAAUCAAUUUUACCAUCAAAUAAUCAACAUAAACAUACAGUAACAAGAAAAUGUUCAGCACAAAUGUCCGAUAAAUCCACAAAAGUAUUUGUAUCGAUUAAUGAUAAUAAAAAAAUGACUAAUCUACUUAAUUCAAAUUCUGAUUGGCAAUCAAAUCAAAUCGAUCCUCUAUCAGAGAAACUAUUAUUAACCGGUGAUCAAUCAGUUAAUUCAAGUGAAACCACAACAACAACAGUCUUAGAACAUGGACAAUUAUCUUUAACUCUAAAACAUGAAAAUUCAAUAUCUACAAGAUGUAUUUCGCCAUCGCCAUCAAAUUCUCAAAAAAUGUGUGUACAAUUUCAAAUAACCAUAAGUUUAUUGGCUAUAUCAAUUUGUUUUAUUCUUUGUACAUUACCAAAUUGUAUAACAACAAUUAUGAUUCAAGCAUAUGCCAAUGAUGAUCAGAAGAGAAAACUAUGGCAAGCUAUGAAUUAUCUUUCUAUUAUUCCAUUAUUAAUAACACAUUCUGUUAAUUUAAUUUUUUAUUAUUUAUCAUCGAAUAUGUUUCGAGAACGUUUUAAAGAAUAUUAUUUGAAAAAAUAA